Molecule: messenger RNA, 1327 nt
Organism: Cucurbita moschata (crookneck pumpkin)
Lineage: Eukaryota; Viridiplantae; Streptophyta; Magnoliopsida; Cucurbitales; Cucurbitaceae
Product: F-box protein At1g70590
Exons: 5
Coding region: 194-1285 (363 amino acids)
Molecular function (GO): protein binding
Source: RefSeq, a predicted model, not a curated record
UAAAUGAAAAAGAAGAAAUGGUCAAGGCACACGAGCGAGAAGCGAGAAGCAGUGAUCUCCGGGGCGGGGGAGGGGGCGGAGGAAACUUGGCGUAUUUAUUGCCUCUGCGCCACCAAACCCCUCUCCUUCUUCUUCUCUGUCUCUGAUUAUUUGAUUAUGGAGUAGUGGUAGAUGCCUUGUCCUCCUCAAAACUAUGAAGCAAAGAACUUGGCCAGAUCGCUCCGAUGCCUCUCCUUUCUCUUCCUUUUCUCUCUCCAAUGUCAAGGGCAAGGCUGCGGUUGAGGCCGAGGAUGAUGUUGAUCACUUCUCUCGCCACGCCAAUUCCAUCUCCAUUUCCAGUAAGUUCCCCGACAGACUCCAUGCCUCACCCUCUACCUCUUCCUCCUCUCAAACGCCUUUCUUCCUGCCACCCUCCUCUUUUGGGGGCCAGGAUUUCUCUGCCUUGCCUUACGACGUUUUGAUCAAAAUCGCCGCCUCUUUCAACCUCCCGAAUCUGCGAGCUGCGUCGUUUGUAUGCAAGCCUUGGUUCGAGGCGCUCAGGCCUUUGAGGGAGGCUAUGCUAUUUCUGCGAUGGGGAAAGCGCUUCAAGCAUGGUCGAGCUGGGGUUCGACCCAAUUCUGACAAGGCUCUUAAUUCCUUUCUCAAGGCUGCGGCGCGUGGGUCCACCCUUGCUAUGGUUGAUGCUGGACUUCUCUAUUGGGAGAUGGGCAACAAAGGCGAGGCUAUUGCCUUGUACCAAAAGGCUGCUGACCUAGGCGAUCCUGCUGGCAAGUGCAAUCUAGGAAUCUCGUUUUUGCACGCAAAACCACCAAAUCCCACUGAAGCUGUAAGAUGGCUGCGACAAUCGGCCAUGGUUGGCAACAUUCGAGCUCAAUACCAACUCGCUUUGUGUCUCCAUCAGGGUCAUGGCGUGGAUCGAAAUGUACAGGAAGCUGCUAGGUGGUUUUUGAAGGCCGCCGAAGGUGGAUAUGUGCGUGCUAUGUACAAUCUUUCUCUGUGCUAUUCUUGCGGGGAAGGCUUGGUACACAACCAUCAGCAGGCUAAAAAGUGGAUGAAGCGGGCUGCUGAUCGUGGCCAUAGUAAAGCUCAAUUUGAGCAUGGACUCCAUCUCUUUUCUGAAAGGGACAUGAUGAAAGCUGUAGUCUACUUGGAACUUGCAACCCGCUCUGGUGAAAGAGCUGCUGCUCAUGUCAAGAAUGUAAUUCUCCAACAACUUUCGCAAAGUUCCCGAGAUCGAGUCAUGUCUGUUGCUGAUAACUGGCGUGCAUUGCCUUCUUCUCAUUGAUCCCCUUUUCACAAUGGAUUUAAUUCUUGUGUUUCUAAAACC